CACACAAACACGCACACAAGCCGAGUGAAACAUGCAUUCAACACAAAAGUCAAAGCAGCACUAGUCUUGAAUACAACAGUCGCAGAGCCGUUCAGACCAAAACCUGUUAAAGAGCUGGCCUGGUCCACCAUCGUCCCCUGAGUUUCAUCACAGGACAACACGCCCUGAGGUGAUAGGGCGUCCCACUGCUGCACCUGUGUCUCAGUGUCAGGAGACAGAGAGAGACAGAGACAGACUCACACAGGCACUGACAGCACCCGACAGGCUCCAGCUUCACACACGAUCUGAAUUCCGGCUCUGAUCCACCUCCUUGAACCUAUACACACACAUCUGUGUCACCGGCUUUCUCUGAUUCCCUCCCCAGUGAUUUUCAACACAAAGGCCCCCCCCACCGUCCCAUGAGAGUCGUCACAUCAUGAGAUCACGUGGCCUGUUCCUACUCAUUUACCUUCUGGGAAGCUGCUUUGGGCAAUCAAGCGCUAAUCGAAAUGAAUCGUGCACUUCAGGAGAACCCUGUGUUCCGGGCCGGGAUUCAACCUCACACGUCCUCCGCUGUGUGGGGCUGCCGUCGGACGACCAGGGCACGGGCUACGUGCGCAGACUGAAAGACGUGCUGGAGGCAGCGAUGGACCUGUACAGCUUCAUGAAGACGAGCGUGACAGGAGUGCCCGUCCUCAGCCUGCAGGGGGCGCUGGAACUGAAUCUCGAUGCGGACCCCAUGCAGAACGAAGCCCUGGUGCAGAUGUGGCUGGAGGUGAAGAUCAAGCCGCUGCUGAGAUCCAUCACCAAACAAUUCCUGACCUGCCUCAGCACCAAGAGCUUCAGCUGCUCCACCUACCAGACUGUGGUGAGGGAGCUCAGCCUCCAUUACUCUCACAUGGAACCAGUCAGACAGAAGUGGAUCUACAGCUUCUUCAUGUACCCCUUCCUGUCCGGAGACAGAGUCGCUGGUUGUGCGAGUCGGAACGAGAGCAGCGAGGACUGGCUGAUGAAGAAUUUCGGUGCUUUCAGAGGCAUGGCUCGGUUAAAUGAUCUUUCCACUCUCAACAUGGUCUUCAGCGGACUGGAGGUUCUUCAUCUGCUGUGCCCGGCGCAGAAGGCCGAGCUGCUGAUGAUGCCCGGGGUCCAAAGUUUGGACAACGGCACCUUAACGCUGAUCUUCCACAGUUUGCUGACAGGGGGCCCUCGUCCCCCUCACCCUUCUCCCUCUCACCCUCCUCCAACAAUGAGCCCUGGCCACAACUGGACGACCCCUAGCCACAACUGGACGACCCCUGGCCACAACGGGAUGAGCCUUGGCCAAUCCUGGACGAGUCCUAGUUUUACACCCAACUAUACUCCACAACCGACAUAUAACCCUGUGUCUCCACACCAAGGCGUCAGAGAGGUUGUGAACGGCUUCAUGACGGCUUUCAAACCCAUCGGGAGCUUCGUCCAUGAGUUUGUGUCCUUCACACGUGAGAGAAACGUGUCAGAGAUCAGAAGCACGACUCUGACCCAGUUCCUGCUCAACUGGACCCUGGCGGAGCUGGCAGACAUGUACCGGCCGCACAACGCCUCCGUCAGCCCAGAGCUGCCAGAGUUCGAUGUGACGGACGUGGAGGACUGGUACAAGCAGGUGGUGAUGCCCGUGUUAAGGAGGUUUUUGCCAAACUCUGGGGACAUGAUGCAUCAGAACAUCAAACUCGGCUUCCACCAAUUGUUCUAUCUGGACCAUCAGGAUGACAAUGAAACCUCUGAGAUCCAGGAUGUUUGCAGCAUCACCCUUGAUAAGAGCCCUUGUGGGCUGACGAACGCAGUGCAGCACGUGGCCCGUGUGUUACACUGCGUCGCUCGUUCCAACCUGACGAUGACGGAGGAGACGAUCAUGGAUCUGAUCAUCGAGCUCACCAAACGUCUGAACUCACUCAUGAAGGAGUUAUCCACAACCGACUUCAACCAGUUGGGCUCGGACAUUAGCAAGAUCUUCUCUGAGGAGGAAUCUCCGUCUAUGACCCAGCAACACCUGCAGGACCCGGAGUUCAUCAAGCUCUGGUUCAAGGUCAAGCUGAUGCCCCUCCUGCCGGCCGUGCCCCCCCCACUCCUCGCCUGCCUCAGCACCAAGAACUUCUCCUGCCCCGUCUUCCAAACCAUUGUCGCAGAACUCAGCAAUUACAUGAGUGUCCUGGAGGCUGAUCCAAUGUACAGUCACACAAUCUAUCACAACUUCAUCUACCCCUCGCUGCUGAAUAAACAGACCUCUGAUCCAAGCUGCCUCACAGCCAAUAGCAGCGCAGAGUGGCUGAAGAAGACCUUUGGCUUCUUCUCCAGAUUCGCCUACAUCACUGACUUCUACAAGCUGAACCCAAACUUCACUGGACUGGAGGUUCUUCACCUCCUCACGCCAAAACAAAUAACAGAGAUGCUGCUGGUGCCGCUCAGGACUCCUCCGAGCCAAGAUGUCGUCAUCGACCGGGUGUUUGACUUCCUGAUGGGGUCUCCUGAACAGUUUGCAGGGGUCUUAGAACACCUGCCUCAGCUCGCCAUGAUGGUCAAUACCUCCUGUGAUGUCUUCAAACAAAUUUUUGUGCGACUGUACGAGGCCGUUCCGUCUCUUCCUCCGGACAUCGAGCCGGUCCUCUGGGCUGGAAUAGACCAACUGAUUAGAGUUGCUCCAGAGGAAUGUGUUCCAGCCAACAUCACGUGCCCAGUUACUCACUUCAAUGCCUCACACUGCAGCCGAGUCAACAGCUCGGACCUGGAGUUUCACUUGAGCACUUCCACCUCUGUGUACGUCUCCUGUAAUUUUACCCUGGAGAAAUAUGCAUGUGCAAAGCUGGAGGACUUCACAGCCAAUCAGCUGGCGUCUCUGCUGAAGUGUGACCUGCCUGGAAACAGCAGCCACUCCAAAACGCUGUGGAAGAUGCUGCUCACGAAACUCUCCAACAUCCUGGACCCGGCUCUGGACCUGCUGGCCAACGCCUCGAUGACCAUGUUGGGUCCGUCAGCGUUGGAGGUGUUGGACGUGAUCGGAGAGAUCCGAGUGUCGCUGCUGACUGACGAGCAGCUGAGGAACAGCAGUGAGAUCAGGAAGUGGUUCUCCGGACGCCUGAGCGCCUUCCUGCCGUCUGCGUCUGUGAGGUUCCUCCGCUGCCUGGGCCACAGGAACCUCAGCUGUCAGUCCUACCAGCAGAUACUGCAGGUGUUUAUCCACCAUUUUGAUCACAUGACCCUAAAACAGCAGCACGUGGUCUUGAAGAACUUCAUCCUCCCUCUCCUGUCACAACCACACUCAGGUCCAGGUUGUGUGAACGGCUCCGGAAACAGCACAGAGUGGCUCAAGAAGAAUCUCGGCCCAUUUUCUGCGUUCUUGUCUAUUACGGAGCUUCUGGAUCUCAACCCACGCUUCAACGCUAUUGAGGCCCUGCGCCUCCUGACUCCAAAGCAGAGCGCGGAGCUGCUGGUGUCGACUCGUCCUUCACUCCGGGACAAAGAGCUCAUCAUCAAUCAGCUGUUUGAUUUCCUGACGGAGGCUCCCGAGCAAAACAAAAUUCCAGAGUUCUUGUUCUUCCUCAACGUGUUCCUCCAAAAGGGAAAUCUGUCCUGCUCAUCGUUCAUUACACUGUUCACCAGAGUGGACAUGGCCCUGACUGAAGUUUCUCCUGAUGUAGCUUCAAACAUCACCUACAGCAAGGUGGUCUUGUCCAAGCACCUUCCACCAGAUUGCAUCAUAUACAGUGGAAAUUGCAGCGUCACUAUAACAAAUGAAACCGACAUUUGUAGAGGAGUGAACAGCACCGGGCUGCAGCUGCUUCUCUCCAGCGGAAACUUGGACGGACGUCUGUGUGACUUCGCCGUCGAGGAAUUUGCUUGUGCCUCGCUGUCAGCGCUGACCGCAGAACAUCUGGCUGCUCUGCUGAUGUGCAGCCGCUCGUCAAACUCCAGCGGAUCCCGACCCGUCUGGAAGCUGCUCCUCUCCAAAGCUUCCCACGUGCUCGAUGGAGCUCUGGAUCUUCUCGCCAACAAGACUCUGGACCCCAGAAAUCCUGCGUUGUCCCUGGUUCUGGAUUCAAUACGAGAGAUCCGAUUGAACGUCUUAGACAUGAUCAGCAUCAACCACCCGGCCCUCGUCCAGCUGUGGUUCGCCCGCCGACUCCGCCCGCUCCUGUCGGCGGUGUCCCCGGACUUCCUGUCAUGUGUCGUGACGAAGGGACUGAACUGCACCACCUACCAACGCAUUCUGCAGAUUCUGAGUCAGCUCCGGCCCAACAUGACUUUAGCCAGGCAGAGGUCUGUCUACGUAAACUUCAUCAAGGUCUUCCUCACCAGGAACGACACUGAAGACCCGAGCUGCAGCCUCAACACCAACAGCUCUGGAGAAUGGCUGCAGAAGAACCUGGCAGGUUUCUCCGACCUCCUCUCGUUCCCCGAUCUUCAGAUGCUCUACGCCAACUUCUCAGCGUUGGAAGCGUUGCCUCAGCUGACGGUUCUACAGCUGGCACAGAUGUCCUCCACCCCUGGUCAGAUCCGAUCUGCUGCCCAGGUCAACAUGGUGAUGGAACACGUCCCCAGCCGACAGCUCGCUGCUUUCUUUGACACGUUCUCACCUGCUGCCAUGGCCCACGUGAACAUGAUCCCCUCUCCGGUGAGGUCGGCCAUGUUGCAGGUUGUGUUUGAUCGAGCCGACCUCUCCAGCGACUCGGUGAGUGACUCGGCUGUGAUGCCGUGGCUCCUCCUCCGCCUGCCGCCGCUGCUGGUGGGUCUGUUACCGCGACACGUUGAAUCGUACUUCACGAUAAUGAACAGAAGGAACUGCAGCAUCGAGGAGCUGGGAGUCAUGGAACUGAAUUCAACGAUCUCGUCUCUCAGCAAUGAGACGAAGGGCGAAAUCCACAGCAGCAUCAUUCAGAUGCUCAGAGGACCAACACCUCUCCGAUGCUACGGCGACAACUACAACCACAGCUACUACAUCUUCCUGGAGAGCAGGUUCAUGGGAUUCCAGUUCCCCAACCUGACCACCUUCCUGUCGCUCAUGCCUCACGACAAAAUGCCACAGUUGCUGAACUCCAUGCCUCCGUCACAUCUUGGUGAUUUCCUCCGUCGCCCUGACAUCGUCGACAGUGAUGCGCAGCUCUGUGUCCUCUUCAACAGCUACACCCAGACACUAGAGUUCCUGGAGAAGGAGUCUCUCCCUGUGGAGGUGAGGCGACCCACGCUGCCUUGCGUCUGGCCGAUGGCUCUCAGCAGCUCCAAGAGGUCAGAGGUCAACGCCUGGUUUGACCGAAGCCUCAACAACUACUAUGAAUUCCUCACAAAGACUCUGAUCAGCCCCGACACCACAGACAACGCCACCUGUCUGGCCUUCCAAAAAGUCAUCUCAGUUCUUGGCGACUACAACUACACAGCUGUGGACUUUGUGAGGGGAGACGUGUUCACCAGCAUCAGGUCCUACCUCCACUCAGCGACGGUGCCCAGGUGUUAUAACUCCAGCGACCCGGAGCUGAACUCCACAGCCUGGUUCGCUGACUACAUCGGCUCCUUCGCUCCUUCCCUCACUCUGACCGAUCUCCAGGCGUUCGGAUCACAGCAGGUCCUCCAGGUGUUCACCGUGAACCUGGAGAACAUCGCCCUCUUCAACCACUCGGUGUUUCAGCUCAACUUCACCAGCUACUACGUGGAGCUUGUGUAUCUGCAGGAGAGCAACUUCAACCCCAUACUUUUGCCUCCGGUGUUUCGCUGUGCCGCUCCUGGGGCCGCGUUCACUCAGCUGUCUGAGGAGCUGAGUGUCAUAGUGCUGAGGAACCUGACCGACAUCUGCACAGACCUGGAUCCACAGAUCUCUUCAGCGUUGGCGGGUAACUUCGGUGAUAACCUCGACGCCACGAAUAUCGCUUCCCUCGGGAACGAGGCCAGCAGCCUGUCCAUGGACCAGAUCAACUCAAUCCGUGUGGAGGUCCUGCUGGCGUCGCUGAGCGUCCUCAGCACCGUGCUGGGCUGGAACGAGGGUCAGGCCAGGGCCAUCAUCCAGGCCAUUAUGUUGUCAGGCCAAAUGCAGAUCAACAGCUCCUCGACGUUGAUCAUGCUGGGCUCUCUGGUUAUGGGUUGUCCCACCACAGCGUUCACCAGCAUCAACGCCUCCGAGCUCAUUAUUUCGGGUCAAAAUUCUGCUUUCCUGGUGAACCUGAUGACCGCCCCGCAGAUCGUCCAGCAGGUCUUCGUCACUCAGAUCGUGUCAGUGAACAGCAACAGCGAGGCGAUCAUAGAGAAUGUUCCGGAUGCAAUGGCCACUGAGAUCCCUCCAGUGCAGCUGCUGGGCCUCUCCGGCAAAGACAGCGUUAUCAAAAAGCUCAACAAGAAGAAAUGGAAGAAGCAGCAGGUGGAGUUAUUCUUCAGUGUCAUAGCUGUGGAAACUUCAACUGCGAUGCUGGGAGGUGCAAACAACUUGUCCUCCUCUGUGCUACAAGGGUUCACCUGCACCGGAGUGAGGAGCGUUAGAACGGUGCAGAUCAAGAAGCUGAUUAAAGCGUGUCGGAGAAAAGGCAAGAGGAAGGUCAAACUGGUGGAGACUCAGCUGACGUGCAUGUACAACUACAUUAAAGGCGACUCGGACGCCACCAGCUUCGCCCUCUAUCCCCCGGACGUGCUUCUGUACUACGAUUACUCUCUGGUGCCACAGGCCAGCUGCAGGUCGUAUUUUGAGGAGCUGGCGGACGCAGACUUCACCGUCUUCUCCUCCGACCUCAGCUACAAACGCACGGCUCUGUUCGACAACGCCAGGAGCUGCCUGGGUAUAACAACAACAAGUUUGACGAAGGAUAACAUAAAAGUGUUGGGAAACAUGUGCUGCAGUGUGGAUGGAUCCUACAUCGUGAACUCGGACCCGUCCAUUUUGGAAAUACUCAAGACCUGCCCGGACCUCACCGACGCUCAGGCCUCUGCAGCUCAGUCCCUGUUGCUGAGCGGGAAAACCCCGUACGGAGAGACGUCUACAUGGGAUCUACAAACUCUGCAGGACCUCGGCAUGAUACCGCUGUAUAUGACCUCAACUUUCUACGAUCAAUUUGACAAGAAAACGAAGCGCAACUUCUUGAAGUACUUCCGGAAAAUCCUGAAGAGUAACGGAGUGAGCAGAGGGAAGAGGAGGACGAUGAAGAAACAGAUCAGAAAGUCCAUCAAAAAGAAGACAAAGCGAUCCAUAGAAUCGGAAUGCACUUCGGGAACGAUCACUCAUGUGACCAUUAGCAGAGAGACAUUCCCCUUCGAUUAUGACGACGUGACCCAGUUCAACUGCUGCCUCAGUGCGGCGACUGUUAAAGGAAACCUGGAAGCCCUCACUGAGAAGGUGGACGAUGAGGAGUUCCUCGCCAUCGUUCUCCUCAGGCUGCAUGAGGCGUACGGUGACAACGCCACCAUCCCUGAGGAUCAGGUUCAGAUGUUGGGUCCAGCGUCUCGUGUGGCCACCGUCAGCCACAUAAGCAGGUGGAGCAUCACUGAGGUCGACACGCUGUAUGCUCUGAUGGACUCGUCUGAUGGGGUCUGGAACACGAGCCUGGCCAAGGCCGUCAUCUCCAACUACCUGAGCAACGCAGGGAACGCCCUCGGCAGCGCGGAGCUCAACACCAUCGGAGGAGCCAACCUGUGCGCACUGGACGUCGACGUUUUGAAGAACAUCUCCCCGCAAAGCCUAAAAGAAGCCAACGCCCUCGAUGUGUCCACCUGCUCCACAGAGAAGAAGGAGGAACUGUUCACCAUCGCCUUACAAGCGUUCACAACAACCACCCGCUCAACCGCCGUCCCUCUAACCACCUACCAGCUAAUUUCUGCUUAUCUUGGGGGCACUACGCGUGCGUAUAUCCAAACAUUGGUGACCUCCAAUGUCAGCAUGGACGUGCCCACCUUCACCACUCUGAAUGAGAGCAUCGUAACGAGUCUGACCGUUAGUGACGUUCAAGGUCUUCUUGGCAGCAACGUGGCAGAUCUGAAGUCCUAUGAGAACCAAACCGUGGUUCAGGCCUGGACCAGUAGUCGGCUCCAAUCAGACCUUGAUACCUUGUCACUGGGACUUACGGGUGGGAGGGCUACCACCGACACCACGACCACCAACCCUACCACAGCCACCACCGUCUCAAGCAGCGCGUCAACCUCAUCAUCACCAACGUCCUCAGUAGCUACAACCUCAUCAUCACCAACGUCCUCAGUAGCUACAACCUCAUCAUCACCAACGUCCUCAGUAGCAACAACCUCAUCUUCACCAACGUCCUCAGUAGCUACAACCUCAUCAUCACCAACGUCCUCAGUAGCUACAACCUCCUCUUCACCAACGUCCUCAGUAGCUACAACCUCCUCUUCACCAACGUCCUCAGUAGCUACAACCUCCUCUUCACCAACGUCCUCAGUAGCUACAGCCUCCUCUUCACCAACAUCCUCAGUCGCAACAACCUCCUCUUCACCAACAUCGUCAGUAGCUACAACCUCAUCAUCAGCAACAUCCUCAGUAGCUACAACCUCCUCUUCACCAACAUCCUCAGUAGCUACAACACCAUCUUCACCAACAUCCUCAGUAGCUACAACCUCAUCUUCACCAACAUCCUCAGUAGCUACAACCUCAUCAUCACCAACAUCCUCAGUAGCUACAACCUCAUCAUCAGCAACAUCCUCAGCAGCAACAUCAGCAACAUCCUCAUCCUCAGACACAUCCUCAUCAUCUCCAACAUCAUCAUCUUCAUCCACCACUGUGCCAGGAACCACCAGCACCACUACGACUUCUGCUACCACCACAGCCCACGGCUCCCGCCUCCGAGCAGACGCUGGCUUCUCCCUCUUCUUCCUCCUGGUGCUCUUCAUCGCUUCUCAGCACCUUGUGGUGUGAGGAGCCUCCACUGACGCGGCUGGUUAUAUGAAAUUCACAGACUAGACUGGUUAAGUGAAAAAUAUGAUGAAACAAUGUUUUUAUUUCUCUCUAAUAUAAAUGAAUGAUGAGCCAGCUGAGGUCAUAGAAUGUCUGCAUAUUACGUUACAUUGCUUAAAACACAGUAAAUGUAAAUAAUAUAUUCUAUUCUCAGUAGGAAGAUUAUUUGCUCUCAACCCUUUUAUAUGACGGUACCAGAUCAUUACAUUUACACAUUUUUUACUCUUUUUACCUUUUUCCCCUGAAACUAAAUUUGUUUUAAUUAUUGAAAUGAAGGUUAAACUAUAUAAAAAAAUGAAGGUGAAAGUUUCUGCUGCAUUUCUUCUUCUGUAAUCCUCACUGUUGUGUAUCAAUUUCGAGACGGCACUCUCUUUCCUGUGAGUUUUAUGAGAUUAAUAAUAAAAGACUUAUUAUUUAUCGAUGACUUCAAAAACA
Pleuronectes platessa (European plaice) is the source of this 9322-nucleotide messenger RNA. RefSeq lists its product as uncharacterized. Gene Ontology annotation, biological process: cell-matrix adhesion. The coding region runs from base 416 to 8848 and encodes 2810 amino acids. Gene Ontology annotation, cellular component: cell surface. NCBI's taxonomy places the organism in Eukaryota, Metazoa, Chordata, Actinopteri, Pleuronectiformes, Pleuronectidae. The record is from RefSeq and is a predicted model, not a curated record. The transcript is spliced from 65 exons.